Macaca mulatta (Rhesus monkey) is the source of this 1564-nucleotide messenger RNA. It is a transcript of the gene TNFAIP1, whose product is annotated as TNF alpha induced protein 1. Lineage: Eukaryota; Metazoa; Chordata; Mammalia; Primates; Cercopithecidae. Gene Ontology annotation, cellular component: Cul3-RING ubiquitin ligase complex. Gene Ontology annotation, biological process: protein ubiquitination; proteasome-mediated ubiquitin-dependent protein catabolic process; protein homooligomerization. The record is from RefSeq and is marked provisional. Gene Ontology annotation, molecular function: ubiquitin-protein transferase activity; protein binding.
GGGCUGGGCCGCACUCCGGGCGGAGUCGGCGAGCGCAGGAUGUGAGCUCACAGCCCGGGACUGCUGGUGGGCAGGCGGCUGCAGGCUAGGGGCGGCUCGGAGUCCGCUGGCCACCCAGCUGAGAGGAGAGGCGCCCCCGGGGACGCACUGAGAGUAUGAGGCUCUGGCCUCCACUGGCCACUCACUCGUGACCCUUUCCACCACGGCGGAGCCUUCCAAGCCUACCUCCUGCCGUGUGGUGAUCUACCUGCAGCGGGAGAUGUCGGGGGACACCUGCCUGUGCCCAGCCUCAGGGGCCAAGCCCAAGCUCAGUGGAUUCAAGGGAGGAGGGCUGGGCAACAAGUACGUCCAGCUCAACGUGGGCGGCUCUCUGUACUAUACCACCGUGCGGGCCCUGACCCGCCACGACACCAUGCUCAAGGCCAUGUUCAGCGGGCGCAUGGAGGUGCUGACAGACAAAGAAGGCUGGAUCCUCAUAGACCGUUGUGGAAAGCACUUUGGCACCAUUUUGAAUUACCUCCGAGAUGACACCAUCACCCUCCCUCAGAACCGGCAAGAAAUCAAGGAAUUGAUGGCUGAAGCAAAGUAUUACCUCAUCCAGGGGCUGGUGAACAUGUGCCAGAGUGCCCUGCAGGACAAGAAGGACUCCUACCAGCCUGUGUGCAACAUCCCCAUCAUCACAUCCCUGAAGGAGGAGGAGCGGCUCAUCGAAUCCUCCACCAAGCCCGUGGUGAAGCUGCUGUACAACAGAAGCAACAACAAGUAUUCCUACACCAGCAACUCUGAUGACCACCUGCUGAAAAACAUCGAGCUAUUUGACAAGCUCUCCCUGCGCUUCAACGGCCGCGUGCUCUUCAUCAAGGAUGUCAUUGGCGACGAGAUCUGCUGUUGGUCCUUCUAUGGCCAGGGCCGUAAGCUGGCAGAGGUGUGCUGUACCUCCAUCGUGUAUGCCACAGAGAAGAAGCAGACCAAGGUGGAAUUCCCAGAGGCCCGAAUCUAUGAGGAGACACUCAACGUUUUACUCUAUGAGACUCCCCGCGUUCCCGACAACUCCUUGUUGGAGGCUACAAGCCGUAGCCGCAGCCAGGCUUCCCCCAGUGAAGACGAGGAGACCUUUGAACUGCGGGACCGUGUCCGCCGCAUCCACGUCAAGCGCUACAGCACUUACGAUGACCGGCAGCUCGGCCACCAGUCUACUCAUCGUGACUGACCAGACCCUCAGAAAGUCAGGGCACGGGAGGCCCUAUCUCCUGUCCUGUGGAACCUGCCCUAUUGGCCACCCCAUGCUGCUGCUGGCUGGGUCUCUGCUCCAGCACCCAGAGGCAUGACAGACCCUGCUCGGAGGUCAGAGGGUCUGGGCAGAGGAGGGACCACAUUCCUCUGCCUUGCCCCCGAGCACUUAUGGAGACUGAGUCCUGUCCUAUCUGCUCACCAUCACCCUUCCUGUCUGACAGGGAGCUGCUUCUGCUCCCUGGGGCAAAUGGGCUGACCCACCUCCUGCCGAGAACCUUCCCCUAGGCCCUCUGUGGAAGGGCUACUGCCCCUUAGGCCUCAGCUGAGGCCC